This is a messenger RNA of Jaculus jaculus (lesser Egyptian jerboa), 6584 nucleotides long. RefSeq names its product NACHT and WD repeat domain containing 2 (gene Nwd2). The transcript is spliced from 7 exons. NCBI's taxonomy places the organism in Eukaryota, Metazoa, Chordata, Mammalia, Rodentia, Dipodidae. The record is from RefSeq and is a predicted model, not a curated record. Gene Ontology annotation, molecular function: protein binding. The coding region runs from base 21 to 5249 and encodes 1742 amino acids.
CCUCCCCUAGCCCGAGGGCGAUGUGGCCGGCCGGCGCGGGCACCAAGCUGCCCUGUGCCCGGGACUCGGCGCUUCGGCGGGCGGCGUUCUCCGGGAACCUCACCGCCCUGCCUUCUCAUCUCGUGCCCGCCGGCCGCAGCAUCCGGGUUUUCAUCAGUGCCAACCCUGAAGAUACAGGAGCAGAACGGCAGGCACUGAGAGAAAAUGUGUACCCUAAACUGAGAGAAUUCUGCAGAGAAAACUAUGGAUUGGAAUUUCAGGUCAUAGAUCUGUACUGGGGGAUCUCCGAGGACGAGUGGGACAGCCCUGAGCUGCAGAAGACGCGCAUGAAGCUGCUGGAGGAUUGCUUGAAAACUUCUGCAGGUCCAUGUUUUGUUGGGCUGUUAGGUGAAAAAUAUGGGAACAUUCGGAUCCCCGGGGAAGUGGAAGCCUCGGAGUUCGAGAUGAUUUUGGACGCCGCCGUGGAGGCCGAGCUGGAGACGAAGUUACUGGAAGAGUGGUACUGCCGAGACGAGAACGCGGUGCCGGCGGCCUAUUACCUGAGACCCAGACCCGAGGUGCUGAGGACCAGCCGAGCGGCGAUGCAACCCCCUGCCAACACUGAAAAUGAGAAGCCGUGGCAAGAGAUAUCAGAUGAAAUCAAAACAAUAUUUAAGGCUGCUGUCAAACUGUUAUAUGAAAAGGGAAAAAUGAAACACAGUCAAGCUAAGAGAUACCUGUUCUCAGCCAUCGAGGAUGAGUUUGACUUUGCACUAGGCAAGCAAACCCCAGCAUUCCUGAAGAAGUGUGUGUGCUACAUUAGGAAGAUCGCUAACAUUGAGCGCUUUGUGAAAAUCCCAGAGAUGGGAAAAUACAUGGAUAUAACUGGGACAGAACCAAGGAUCAUCCGUGACCCCGAAGCUCAAGAGAAGCUGAUAAAACUCAGGGAUGAAUUCAUUCCUACUAUCGUUGCAUCGUCCAACUUGAGGGUGUACACCUCUGUUACUCAUUGUGACAUGAAACUGGGCUACUCCCAAGAAAUAGAAAAUCAUUACAUAGAGGGACUUGGUAAGCAAUUUUAUGAGGACAUGAUUGAUAUAAUUCAGGCGACAGUACAACAGAAUUUUGACACGGAAACUGAUACGCUGUAUGAUGAAAUCCUCCAGCAUUCGUCAUUAUGUAAAACGUAUGCCUCCUUCUACGAGUACAAAUGUGAAUCUCUGAACAUCCUGCACAAAUACAUCCUUCCAAGCAAAACUGGACACAUCAACCCUCUUAUUGUAUAUGGUGGGCCAUGCACAGGGAAGACCCUUCUGCUAGCAGAAGUUGCAAAGAAGGCUUAUGGCUGGCUACAUGAAGACACAGGACCAGAGUCUGACCCCGUCGUCGUGGUGAGAUUUCUAGGGACAACAGACGUGAGCACUGACCUGAGGCCUCUCCUCCUGAGUGUUUGUGAACAACUGGCAGUCAACUACCGGUGCCUGGUUCAAAGCUACCCGAAGAAGAUCCAUGACCUCCGAGACUUGUUCAUCAACCUCUUGAAUGAGUCUUCAUUGCAGAGACCCCUGGUGAUAAUACUGGACGCCCUGGAGCAGCUCUCAGAGAAUGACGACGCCAGGAAGCUCUGGUGGCUCCCAGCUCACCUGCCCCGCUUCGUCCGGAUCGUCCUCUCCACACUGCCCAACAAACACGGGAUCCUGCAGAAACUACGGUGCCUUAUCCACGAAGAAAACAGCUACAUCGAGCUCAUUCCCCGGGACAGGAAGAUGUGUAGUCAGGUCCUCAAACACCAGCUGCUGCGUGUCAAAAGGAAGGUCACAUCGGGCCAGCAGAUCUAUGUCAACAAUGCAUUCUCCAAGUGCACACUGCCCAUGUUUGUGAACCUGACUUUCAGGGAGGUGAGACACUGGCGAUCUCACAAGGAUGUUGAUGAAUCCUCCCUCUGCGUCACCGUUCAUGAGAGUAUAGAGCAGCUCUUCUGGUCCUUGGAAAAGAAGUGUGGUCAGAAACUGGUUUCGAGGGCUCUGGGUUAUAUCACCAUGGCCAAAAUGGGUUUGAGUGAGAUGGAGCUGGAGGACGUGUUAGCCCUGGACAACAGUGUUAUGAAUGAGCUCAAUGAGAGCACCCGGCCCAACAAUCCCCUACGAGUACCUUACCUGUACAUUGCAAGGCUCAAGGAGGGCCUCAGCGGCUACUUAAUAGAAAGACAUGUGAAGAACAUCACGCUGCUGGUCUGGGCUAACAGGCACCUGCAGCUCAUAGCCCAGAAGCUAUACCUGCAGGAGGACAGCAACCUGCGUGAAAUGCACACCAUCCUGGCUGAUUAUUUCCUGGGGGUGUGGUCAGGCGGCAGGAGGAAAGCUUUCUGCCUCGAAGACCCCUAUUUGAACGGCUGCCUCGACUUGGAGAACAGAAGCCUGCUGGAGGAAGAAAAGCACUUCAUGGAGCAGGCUUCCUUCGACAGACAGGCUCCCGAUCAGCCCUGGGUGUUCCAGUGCAACCCCCUGGAGCCUGAUAUCUUUUUUGUCAAUCAUAGGAAGAUGUGUGAGCUUUUGUACCACCUGACACGCUGUGGGAAAACCGACGACCUGCUGUACGGCAUCAUCAUGAACUUCAGCUGGCUUUACACCAUGAUCAAGAUCGGCCAGUUUGACAAAGUGCUAACAGACAUCGAGCUGGCUUACAGCUACUCACAAGAGAAGGAGCUGAAGUUCCUGGCCAGCACCCUCCGCAGCAUCAGAAACAAGCUCACUGCGUUCCCGGGAUCCCUCUCUGCAGAGCUUCAGCAAAGGCUGCUGCCUGUCGUAAGCUCCCUGCCCAAACUCAGACACCUUCUCCUAGAAUGCGACAAAGACGGGCCCAAAUACUGCUCCAUCGUCCCGUUGCAUUCGUCCAUGGAUGUGACCUACAGCCCCGAGCGUCUCCCUUUAUCGUCCAGUCACCUGCAUGUCACAGAGAUUCUGCCUACCUGUAACCCCAGCACGGUCCUCACAGCUUUAGAAAACGGUUCCAUCAGCACAUGGGAUGUGGAGACUCGCCAGUUACUCAGGCAGAUCACGACAGCCCAGUCUGUCAUUCUGGGCAUGAAGCUUACCAGCGACGAAAAGUACCUUGUGGUUGCUACAACAAAUAACACCUUGUUGAUUUAUGACAACGUCAACUCCUGCCUCCUGUCUGAAGUAGAAAUCAAAGGUACAAAGCACGGAAGUGGGUCCCCCUACAUCAAUGGAUUUACACUGUCUGUCAACCAUGCCCUCGCCUGGCUGGAGGCCAGCAAAGAUGUCACUGUCAUAGAUCUGCUCUAUGGGUGGCCCCUUUACCAGUUCCACUGCUGGUAUGAAGUGACCUGUGUCCAGUGCUCUCUGGACGGGGUGUACGCUUUCUGCGGGCAAUAUCUGAACACCACCACCAUUUUCCACUUAGGCAGCGGAGAGAAGCUGUGUACGGUGACAUCGGAAUUUUCAGGUGGCUUUGUGAAGUUCCUUCUCACCUUGGACACGGCUCAAGAGAUGGUGAUGGUUGACAGUGAAGGAAGCCUCUCUGUUUGGAAUACAGAGGAUGUUUCCAACCCCCAACUGACAGAUGACUUUGACUGCCGGAGAGAAGACAGCGAGGUGGUCAGCAUCGAGCUUUCAGAGGACCAAAGUGCCGUUCUGAUCUGUAAAGCUCUCAGCAUCGAGCUCUUAGACACCGGCAUGUGGAAGGUGGCCGAAAAGUUCAGAGCCAAGCAUAACGAGCGCUUUAUAUCGGCCGUGCUGUCCAAGAAUGGAGACUGCAUCAUCGCCACCAUGGAGAACACCCCGGCCGUGUUUUUCUGGAGGCGAGAUACGGGUCAGUGCAUGGCCAGCUUACAGGAAAUCUCGGGUACUAUAGUGAAGUUGGUGAAAUCUAGUCACCACAACAUGCUGCUAUCUUUAUCAACCAGUGGUGUCCUUUCCAUCUGGGACAUAGAUAUAAUCACAGCUAUGUCCAACAUAGAUAAGACUGGGAAACCCAUCCAAAGCCUGGUGCUGCCGGCUAGAGGGGAGAUCAUCUACUCCCUCGAUGGCUCCAAUUGCGUGCACAAGUGGAACUUCGGCAGCGGGUUCAUCGAGGCCGUUUUCAAACACGAAGGAAUAGUGGAGCACUGCGUGUUAACAUCCGCUGGAGACAUAAUGGUGACAUCGGACGACAAAAGCAGCCAGUAUGUUUGGCACACCAGCAGCGGGGAAAACCUUUUCCGAAUUAAUGGGCAGAGAAUAUCUCAGCUGCUGAUUACACACAAUGACCAGUUUGUGGUCUCCCUCUGUGAGGAAAAUGCCUCAAGGGUUUGGAGACUGGCCACGGGCCACAGAGUCUGCAACAUCCUGACCACUUUGCAAAAUGCCUUCAUUACCUCCGCCAAUACCUUCGUGGUGGGAAUGACUAAAAGCAAAGUGUUGGCAGUCAGCCUCUGGACAGGAAGCAUCACCAAGAAAUUUUGCUGUGAGGAUGGGACCACCAUUGUGAAUUUUAAAUUGAUCCCUGACUGUCCUGACAUUGUUGUGUUUAUCACAUCGGCUGAGACUGUGAACAUCUGGAGUCUGACGGAUGAAGUGAUCUGUCGGCGUGUGCAGCUUCCCAACAACUUCCUGAAAACCCUGGAAGAUUUUGAAAUUUCUCCCAAUGGAAAGCUAGGCAUCAUAUCUCGUGGGGAUGAGAAUAUCAAUGUGCUUGAUUUACACAGUGGCAAAUUACGGGUAGUUCAUGCGUCUGGAGUCAUCUGGAGGCAAAGGCUGUCUCGAGAUGGUCGCUACCUGGUAUACAUCUGCUUUCGAAAUGGGGAGGAAGAAGAGGAGAAUGAUGCCAUAUCCAGCCUGAUUGUCAUGAGACUGGCCGAUGGCAAAAAUAUCGGUGCUUGUUCCCUUUACAAAACCCCAACUUUUCUUGCCCUCUCUCAAAGACACCUGAACAUCAUUGUUGGUUUUGAUGAUGGAAGUAUAGGGAUAUACACGGUGGUGGACCGUGUAGAUGCUGCACUGAAAAUUAAAAUUGCCACUUCGAACAGCAGACAGAUUUUCAACAAUGCCACACAGACAGCCAGGCCAAAGUCCAACAGUUACUCCUUUAAAGUGUCUGUGGAUUGCUUAUGGAGAGAGUCCACUGAGGUCUUCGCAAGAGACAGCCCCAUCACCGUGAGUGACUCCUCAGAAUCCAAUGAAGCCACACCCUCCAAGAAACACAACUCUUGUUAUGACCGGGUGUGCGCAGCCCUAGAACCCAGGGGCCACAGCUAUUCACCGGAUAACUGAUACAGCGUUUACCUGCUCCACAGAAAUACAUGUCCCACGUGCUACGGGAAAAUCAGUGUGUCUUCUACAACAUAAGUGAUAACCUUCUCAUUUCUUCAGACAGGAACAUGCUGGAAUUCAUGAUUUACAAACAUGCCCACGAAAUGAAACAGAAAUGUGAGACUGGUUCUGGUUGUAUCACCUUUCUGUCAAAGUGUAUCAGGAAGGUAGAGGAUUUCUAGAAGUGUUAUUUAAUGGCUAGUUCACCUGGAAGAGAGAGAGUAAACAUUUUAAAAUAUCUGUGUGAUGAGAAGCAGCAUAAUUCACUACACUGGUCUGGAUGAGAGAGGCUAGAGUUAUCCGUAGACCAUUAUCUUACAAAAACCAGUAAAACCCAUGAUGGGAAAGAGCUGUUUGACUCCAAGUGACUGUGUGAUAAGCAAAAUGCAGCCUUAAUCUCUCUUUUCAUGUUUUGAUCCUGACAACUGUGUAAACCUAGUCUGCAGAAGAGCAGUGUGAAGGUGCAAAAUCAUGUAAUAAAAAUGCCCAGAUGUAGCCCCAGUUUCUCUAGCAACACAGCAUGAACUGUGAGACCAUGAACAGACUGGGGCAGGAGCUCACUCGCUAUCAUAGGGUUACUGAUCAUGCAAAGUCAGUCUUUAUUAAAAUACAGUGGCAACAAUUGCAUGUAAAGGUUUCUGUAUAAAGGAAUAUAUACAUAUACAUCUAUAUAUGUAUAUGUAUAUAGAUAUGAUUUUUUAAACUCUUUCCUGUGUUACAAAUGAACCCAUUUAAUAAGAAACCACAAUCUUUUGCAUACCUUUUUUCCAAAUGUAUAUUUGUGCUGAGUGUAAAGAAGAAAUACAGAAAGGGCAUUACAAAUGUGGUCAAAACACCUGUUCAUUUCUACCACUGUAGUCACAAACAAUCUGUCCUAUUUAGUCAGUUGUCUGGAAACCCAAGUUGUUUUCUAAAGGCCUGCAGUAGCUCGUAAUAGAAAGCAAGCUCUUUUACCAUGCCCUCUCUGAAAACUGAUAACAUUGCCUUACUCUCAUUCCUCCUCUCUCCUGUGUCAAAUGCAGAUACAUGACCAAAUACUCUGGGGCAAACUGAAUAUGCCUGUCUGUGUGCUCAAAUAUUCCAUAACUCUUAAGGGUGUCCCAAGGUUCUUACCUAGCACCCCUGUUUGUAUCACUUUCUUACUUCUCCACGCUGUCUGUCUGCUUCCUUAUCCGUUUCAUUUCUGGACUGAGGACUCUUCUGAGCCACUUAGAGUCUUACCUGUUUCAGAGAGGAAGCUUUGAAAUGGUAUAUUAAAAAAAAAAAAAAAACCUACUUCACCUAUUUGAAAGAAAA